UAGCUAACGUAUUCGCGUCGCUCGUCAACUGAGUGAGCAGUUAGUAGUAAACAAAAUAAAAACAAACCCGUUCGUUUAAAUCGCUUAAAUCCGGUUCAAGUGAACAGACAAACACUCAAACAAGCAACAGCCUUGGAUUACCCGAACUGUAGUGCCUACCAGCCAGUCGCUAACAACAAUAACAACAACAACAGCAGUACGAUGGUGGUAGCAGCAGAGGAGCAAUACCCCGCGAUCAAGGUAGCAGCGUCGGCGAUGGCGUCGUCGUACGACUAUAGCGUCGAGUGUGCACCGAUUGGAGUGACGGCAAAGCAUGCGCUGCUGCUCGCAAACAUUGAGAAACGACUGAUUAUGGGCUUAUCGGAUGCGAUUAGCAGCCUGGCCAAGACGCCCGAAGAGUAUCUGUUUUGCUUUAUGGCGCCAUCCCAGCCUGGCGACAGUGCCACUCACAUGCACGAGGUGCUGCUGCAGGCCUUCUGUUUCGAGCACGAUAUUUACAUAAUCAAGGUUGACAGCACGGAGAAGCUAAGCCGCCUACUUGGCUCCAGUACGCUGCAAUCGUGUGCACUGAUCCAGAAAAACUGGUCCGCGGAUCAUCGGACCGAACUUCUGUCCAAGGUCGAAGACCAGCUGGUCGACUAUUGCGAAGAGCACUGGGAUUCACCGAUCAAACCAACCGUCAGACUACCGGAUAAGUAAGAGAACUGCUCGUCUAUCACAACAAGUGAAUGGGAACGAUAAAAACUGGGAAAAUACCUGUAGCGGAGCACACCAGCGGCAAAGGAAUUUCCCACACGGACAGUGGAGAACGCUAAAUGCAUCGCUCCGUCCGGUCUACGUAACAUCGUACGAGUGAAAUCGCAAACAAACGGUUGGGAAAUUCCCACAAACCGUCGAAGUUAGCACAGUUUUGUGAACGAGCGAAACCGGUUCGAGAAUGCAAGUACAGCAAGUGAACUGAAAACUCGAGACGAGCAGUUGAAGUCGAGUGUAUUUGUGACUUAUUGCUGUUAUCCACGGUAAUGACAGGUGUCGAUCAGGUGAACGAAGAUAAAACAAAGAGAACAAAUAUGGCUCGGCUAGACACCUUGGUGAUCGAUUGCUACCCGCAUAAGUGGAAAGUGGAGCGUGCUAAUUGAGUUAGUGGAGGUGUAAACUUUUAUUUCGCAUCAUUGGAUUGUGUGAGGUCUUGGGAAGUGCCGUAUGUUAAAGUGGAAA
Molecule: messenger RNA, 1218 nt
Organism: Topomyia yanbarensis
Lineage: Eukaryota; Metazoa; Arthropoda; Insecta; Diptera; Culicidae
Exons: 2
Coding region: 202-699 (165 amino acids)
Biological process (GO): regulation of cell cycle
Cellular component (GO): cytoplasm; nucleus
Source: RefSeq, a predicted model, not a curated record